Molecule: messenger RNA, 3206 nt
Organism: Phlebotomus argentipes
Lineage: Eukaryota; Metazoa; Arthropoda; Insecta; Diptera; Psychodidae
Product: ras-GEF domain-containing family member 1B-like
Exons: 4
Coding region: 400-2517 (705 amino acids)
Biological process (GO): positive regulation of GTPase activity; Ras protein signal transduction
Cellular component (GO): plasma membrane
Molecular function (GO): guanyl-nucleotide exchange factor activity
Source: RefSeq, a predicted model, not a curated record
UUGUUUUGCAGUGAAUGUUUGUGCACUCCCCAAAAGUGGCUGUAUCUCCCUCUUCCUGAACUCUAACUGUUAUGACUCCUCGUCCAGUGUGUGCCAGAGACUGUCCUGUUGUGUUCGCGAAUGAUGUUUCCCCUGUGCAUAAUUGUUGGUGAUUCGGGAAUAGUUGUGAAGUGUCUGUGGCGCGCUUGGUAACGCUUGUGGGCUGUUUUCUUGUGUGGCUUGGAGUGUGCGACUUAGAAGACGGUCGAGGCGGGGCAGAAGCGGCUAUUGACACAAUUUCUUGGCGGAUCCGAGGUCACUCGAGUGCGUGUCUUCUGCGCAGAGUGCGGAAGUGGCCGCGCGCAGGCGGUGUGGGGCAGGUCCCGGAGGAUGAGCAGGAUGAGUCACGACAUCUGAGCCAUGGACGAGCAGGACAUUCUCAAGACGGUGGAGGCCGUGCUGGGCAAAAAUUGUGUCAUUGUGGACUGCGAGACCACGUCCACGGUGCGCGAGGAGGAGGUGCUGACCAUCAACGGGGUUCCCGUGCGCCUGGACGGCUCUGAGCAGGACGCCAUCCGGGCGGCGCUGAGUACGGGCCAGGUGCCUCCGUGUGACCUCCUCAACCAAAUCCUCUACCAGGCCGGCAUCCUGCGGCAGCCCGUGCGUCUGGAGACUUCCCUCAGCAUCAAAUCCUCCAUCGUGCACACGGAGGAAGUUAGCGUGGCGCGAGACGGACGUGUCCUGGACGAGAGGAUGUGCGAGAAGAAGGAGAGUAACUGCUACACCAGUUCCUGCACCGAGGUUUGGGAGCCAGUGGGCUCACGCCAGAGAACGCCUCGGGUCACGCAGAAGCAGGGCGACACGCCGUCCAGCAGUGGUUGCAGCAUUCCGGCGGUGUCCUCGUGCAAACUCACGGCGGACGGCAGGAGCACGACCUCAGCCGCAACCAUCAGCAACUCCGACUCUGGUCAUCAUGGCAACACCUCAAGGGCCACCAUGAGGACGCCCUCGUCCUCCUGCUACGACGAUUUCCCCUCAGCCAGCGAAGAAACGCCGAUCUUCAUCAAGACAGCGCCUCAGGUGUCAGUGGACCAACACUCGGAUAAUCAGGAGGACGUGGGACCCAACAGUGUUCUCGUGUACCGCGAUGGUGUGCUGGUGGCGGCGCCGCUGGAGGCCUUGAUUCAGCACAUGGUGCCCACGUGUGACUACUAUCCGGAGCAGAAGUUUCUCUUUGCCUUCCUCCUGAGCGGUCGCCUCUUCCUCAAGCCGGUGGACUUGCUGGCCAAAGUGUGCCAUCUGGGCGACAUGGAGCAGAAGAAGCUCCAGCUGGAGGGCCGGGCAAGGGACGAUGGGAAGCUGAUGUGUGUGGUGAGGAACUUUGUGCAGCUGAUCGCCGAGUGGGUGGAGACUUUCCCCUAUGACUUUCGAGAUGAUCAGAUGAUGAUGAUGGUGAAGCAGGUCACGCAAAAGUGCAUUGCAUGCGAUCCGCGACUGAGGCGGGAUGUGACAAACCUAGUGCAGACGCUCGUGGGGCGCCUCACGAAGUUGGAUCGCUACGAGGAGUUUUUGGAGAGGCUGAGACAACAGGAGCUGAGUCACACCACCGAUAUACAGCAACAGAGUACAACGCCGAGUGAAAUGUGCCAACUGGUGCAGGAUGUCACGGACAUCUGUCCCAAUCCAACUGUUCUAGCUCAUCAGCUCACGCACAUUGAGCUGGAGAGAUUGUCCUACAUUGGUCCGGAGGAGUUUGUGCAGGCCUUUAGCAAGGAGAACCCCCCGAAUCUCACUGCCACCGAUGCCUCGACGGCUCAUCACUCCGCCCACGUGCCAGGCACACCGGGCAGCAGUGCCGGUGAUGCCAAGAAAACGCGGAAUCUCGAAUCCUACGUGCAGUGGUUCAACCGUCUCAGUUACAUGGUGGCCACAUCCAUUGUCAGACAUGGGAAGAAGAAGCAGCGCGUCCGCUUGAUGGAGUUCUGGAUUGAGGCGGCACGUGAGUGCUUCAACAUUGGCAACUUCAACAGUUUGAUGGCAAUUGUAGCGGGCUUGAAUAUGUCACCGAUUUCAAGACUGAAGAAGACAUGGGCCAAAGUGCAGUCGGCCAAGUUCUCAAUUCUCGAACAUCAAAUGGAUCCGAGCAGCAAUUUCAGCAGUUACAGAUCCACGCUCAAGGCCGCCGUUUGGCGAUCUUCAGGGACCACAGAUGAGAGGCAACGGAUCGUGAUUCCCUUCUUCAGUUUACUAGUCAAAGAUUUAUACUUUCUCAAUCAAGGAUGCUCAAAUCGUUUACCAAAUGGACAAAUCAAUUUCGAGAAAUUUUGGCAGCUUGCGAAGCAAAUAAUGGAGUUCAUCUCAUGGAAGCAAGUUCGGUGUCCGUUCGAGAGGCACGCCAACAUCAUCAAAUUUCUGCAAGUUAGUCCUGUUCUCAAUGAGAACACCUUGUCAAUGGUGUCUUUUGAGCUAGAGCAGCCAGAGAAUAACCAUGACAAGGAGAGGUACAAGACCCUCAAGAGUGAGCACAACAACCACUAAAGGGCAGGUUUUGCAAUUUUUGUGAAGAAAGGGGAUGGAAUGAAUGCUUGAGUUCAUUUUGAAGCAUUGGAAUGGAACACUAUCUUGAUACUUACAGUCGUAUAUUUUCUAUAAACAAUGUAAUUUUUGAUAUGAAGAGCGAGAGAAGUUUAAUAUAUUUAAAUUUUACAUUUUAAGGUGGCAUCUAUUCUGAAGAAUUUGUACAAAAUAUUUCUGUGACGUAAGAAUUACGCACUCUUUCAUUUCAUUAUGACAAAUCUCAUGUUUUCAAUAUCGCUUUUUUACGUAAAGGAAAAUCAUAGAGGCAGAGAUAGGGAAUAAAUGUGGGGUGGAAUCGCAAAAUACUUAAAUAGAAUCUUUGUUCUUUUGAAUGGCACUAAAGUAAAUAGUUAUAUAUUAAAAUAGGAUACAUAUCAUUGUAUUUUCUCAUCAUUCCGCAAGAAAUUCACUUUUCUAUCCUCUAUAGAAGGGUGUUUUGAUGAUACAAUUGCCUAAAUAGCAAAUCUGUCUCGAAGUAAAAAUAUAUGAUACAAAAGUAACAGUAUUACAAAAAGGAGUAUAAAAUGUAGAGGACAAAAAUGGCUUAAAAUGAAGAUGUAGAAGAGUAGCACUAUAUCGAGGAAAUUGUAAUUAUUUGACGACGGAAGUUGCAAGAGGAUGAAAAUAAAGCAUUUAAAUGAUAAAGCAAU